Messenger RNA from Thamnophis elegans (Western terrestrial garter snake), 7516 nucleotides. Its product is annotated as ankyrin repeat domain-containing protein 26-like. NCBI's taxonomy places the organism in Eukaryota, Metazoa, Chordata, Lepidosauria, Squamata, Natricidae. The record is from RefSeq and is a predicted model, not a curated record. Gene Ontology annotation, molecular function: protein binding.
UAACCGCUGUUAACAAUCGGUGCCCGCGGCUCCUUGGCCAUGCGAGUGCCCUGCGAGCUUCUGAGCGCAGGGAAAGGGACUCGGUGGCGGCGGUGAAUGCUGCGACGCGCGUCGUGACUCCGAGCCUUCCUCCCCUUCUUCCAGCUCCUCGGUCGGGAGGAUGAAGAAGGUGAAGAGGAUCCUGGGACUGGGGAAGAAGAAGAGCGAGCGGCAGUCGCCGUCCCGGAGCCGCGUCGUGGCUUGCGCCUCAGCCCGCCUCUGUAGCGGCGGCGACGGCCGCAAGUUGCAGGGCAAGGAGCUGAGCAAGCUGCACCGGGCGGCGGCCGAAGGAGACCUCGGGGAGCUCCGGCAUCUCCUGCAGAAACAAGACAUCAACGCAAAGGAUAGAGCCGGCAGAACACCUUUGCAUUUUGCCUGUGCUAAUGGAUAUAUAGAUAUUGUUACUUUCUUGGUGGACAACAAAUGCCAACUAGAUAGCUGUGAUGAAGAGAAGAGAUCUCCAUUAAUGGAGGCGGUGGAAUGUCAGCAAGAAUUCUGUGCAAUUUAUCUGCUUGAACAUGGAGCAGAUCCUAAUCUGAAGGACAUAGACAAUAACACUGCCCUCCACUUUGCUGCCUCUAAUUCUAGUGUAUCUCUAGCAAAAUAUCUGCUUGAAAAGAAAGCUGACAUUGAAGCACAAAAUAAGGAUGGUUGCACACCGUUAAUUGUUGCUGUGGCUGAAAAUAAUCGAGAAAUGGUAGAGUUUCUUCUUCAACAAAACGCAUCUGUGCAUGCCACAGAUAAAUUGGGAAGAAUUCCACUAUUGAUUUCUUGUUCUAAUAAAAAACGUGACAUAACUCAUCUUCUCCUCCUUCAUGGAUCCAAUGUUGCCCAUAGAGAUAAAAGUGGAUGGUCAGCAAAAGAUUAUGCUCUGAUUAGUGAUGAUUCUAUCAUUAAGGAAUAUGUUGCUAAAUAUUCCAGCUGCAAUAAUAGAGAAGAGAGUCAAGAAAAAGGCAGAGAUACUGGUUUGACACUUGGUGCUCCUGCUAAAAAUAAAGAAGUUCUUGAUAACCACUCUUCUGGAGACUCUACAAGCAAUUCUGAAAAAACAGAUGAUGAUAGCUGGCUUUCUUCAGAAGAGGAGGAACUAGACUCCAGUCCCAAGAAACCAGAAAAACCAAGUUUGGCUCAGCUAAUGAAAGUUCCAUGGGACUUCUUGAAAAAAUUAGAUGAAAAAGAUUGCACUAUCCCAACAGAACCCUUAGGCAGUUCACAGCAAAAUAAAGCAGAUUAUGAAUUUGAAGAAUGCAAUGAAUCCCUUCCUAAGCCUUUGUUCCAAGUCAAAACCUUCCCUCAUUCUGUCCAUUCCUCACCUGGCUCCUUUUCCAAAUGUUCCCAGAGAACAUUGCAUUCUAAACAGGAGAAGCCUUCAAAAGAUGAAGAAGGUGGUGAACAGGAUAUUGCCAAUAAAAAAAAUUUAGUUGCUAAAUCAACUUUGGGUGAGGACAAAGAUGAAGAGGAAAAGUAUACAGAAUCUCCAUGGGAUUCAGAAUGUACUUCAGAAAGCCCCAGGAAGCCAACUAUUAGUUCUCUACCUACAUCUCCUGCCAAAACUGGAAUACGUAUGCACAGUAUUAUAGAAGAACCAUUUAAUGGAAAACCAGGUUUACAGCAAAAUAUCUCAAAAGAAAACUUGGUAUGUGAAUCUCCUGCUCCUGUUGUAAAAAAGACAAUCAUAGAAAAGCAAAAAUCAGAUUUAAUUGAAGAACUUGGUCUGGAUGAAGCAGAUGAUAUUGAAGAUACAUCUGACUGGGAUUCUACCAGUAUUUCUCUUGAAAGUAUUCCAUGUGUUAAACCAGAUGACUUGUUUAUGUUGGAAGAUCAUGUAUCUCCACAAUUAAUAAAAACAAAUGUUACACCUGAAAUCUCCGUGCCUGUGAAGGAAGUCUCCCGUGCUCAAAAUGUAAUUUCUUCAAAAGGUCAGCAAUAUAUUGAACACAAAACCAUCAAAGAAUUUAAAAGUAAAAGCAAGGAAAAAUACCUGUUAAACACAUCCAGCUAUGUAGAAAAAUCAACACAUGAAAAAAAGACUGACAAGACUGAAAUUGAAUAUGCUGAUGAUGAAAAUGUAACUAAAGCACUCAUUCAUAGCGAAGAAGCACAUAAUGACUGCAAUCAUUUUAAUUCAAUACAUUGGGAAGAAAAAUAUGAAAAAAUGUGGGUUGCAAAUGAAAAAAAGGAAGUCAAGGCAAAUUUUAAGAGUAUUACAGCAGAACUAAAACAGAUGUUUGGAGAAAUUAAAGUUUAUGAGAAAAUGAGUAGCACUCCAAGCAAAGAUGGUUUCUAUGGUGCAGUAGAAGACAUAAAAGAAACACCACCUCAUCUACAAAACAUAAAAAUGGAUAUUCAAGGAAAGGGUGACAUUGAAGAUGUAAGAUCUGCUGUUGCAGAAAGGGAAUUAAAUACUGAUGUCUGGAACACAAAUAAGAACCCACUGUCUAAUAAUGCAAAUGGAACGAAAGUAAACAUCAGUGAAGGAAGGAGUAACAAUUCGAUUAUACAACUGAAAGGAAAUGUAGAUGGGACUACAGCUGUAGAAAAAUGUCUUGAAUAUUCAUUGCAAAGUCAUGGCAACAUUACCAAAGAUGCUAAUCAACCAAUUACCCCAAACAACGUAUACAAACAUAUUGGUGUAACAAAAAAUCCAAGUGAAGAAACUGAAUACCAUUUUAAUAACAGUAUCAAUAGUUCUAAAGGUACUGAUUUUGAAAUUGGAAAUAAAGCAAAAAAUCAUAAACGAGUAUGUCCCCAAAUAUCCAAAAAAGAUCUGGAUGAAGAAUUAGAAGGUGAUGUUGCAAGAUUUAAAAAUCAGGUGGGAAUACUGCAUUCAGCUUUCCUCGCUUUGGAGAAAGAAAAGAACCAACUGCAAAAAGAGAUUGAAGAGGAAAAAAUAAAAAAAGAAUUUGAAUCCGAAGGAAAAAAAAGUGCUAAUGCUGAAAUUCUGGCUGUGAAUAAUGAUGAGAAAAUAGAGCAAAAACAUUCAAUAAGUGAAAUCCGACAUAUUACUGCAGAAAGUGUUUUCCCAAAAGAUAAAAAGGAAGCAAUUUGUCCAGGUUUAAAAGCUACAAGAAAAAGCGAAAAUAAAAGGCGGAAUUCUAAACAGAAGGUCAGUCAACAGCUUUGUAAUAAUCUGCAUCAGCCACAAGAUGAGAGCAGUUUGAGUGAAGGAUCACUUGAAGAAAGAUAUCCAGCCAAAUCUGUGAAAAGAAAAAAUAAGCUUUAUAGAACAUUGAGUAUUACUAAUGAUCUGGAUGACUUAACUCCAUCUUCAGAUUCAACUACAGAGGAUAUUGAGUCGCUUUCUUCCAUUUAUAAGGAAGCUAUAGUGCUGAUAGAAGAACUUAGUUUAGAUUGUAAAGUAGAUUCUGUAAAUCUCUUGAAAGUUCAGAAUAUAUUUCAUGGAUAUGAACGACUAAUUGAACAUGAGAAGGGGCGUUAUACUCAAUUGCUUGAAAAAGUAAAAAAAUUCAAAAAUCACAGAAAUGAAUGGCAAAAAAAUCUGGAAGACUUGAAAGAGAUGAAAUCUAUAUUGGAUCAUCAAAAAGUACAAUAUGAAAGUGAAAUCACCAGUCUGAAAUUUUGUCUGAAACAAGAGGAAGAAAAAAGAAUAGGAGCUGAUGUACUAAAUGAGAAAAAUCAAGAGCAGUUAAAGAAGAAAGAUGAGCAGUACUGUAUGCAGAUGGAAGAAAAACAAGAGCUUGAAUUGAUGUUGAGAAGCAAAGAAAUGGAGUUAAAAACACUAACAAACCACCUGAAACAGGUUGAAGAAGAACGCAAUGAAACACAUAGACAACUUUGUCAAGAACAAAAUGCCAGAGCCAUACAAGAAGAUAUUUUAAGUACCCACUUCUGGAGGCAGAAGGAAUUGGAAGAAGAAUCAAAAAAAGUAGCAAGUAAACAUUCAGAGAUAAUUGAUAAUCAUGACCAUGAAACAGAAUUAUUACAGAGAAAUCAAAAACUCCAAGAUGAAGUUGCUCUAUUAAAAUUAGAACUUGAGCACAUCAGGAUUCAACAUCAGGAGGAUGAAAGCAAAUAUUUGGAAGAAAAUGAAAGUUUGAAAGAAAAAAAUGAAGAACUUAAAAAAGAACUGAAACUAAAUGAAGACGCUUUGACUCAAACGGUUUUUCAAUACAAUGGACAAAUAAAUGUAUCACAAACUGAGGUUGCAAUGGUAGCAUCCAAAUUGGAACAUUUCAAGGAAAAUAAAGAAAGAUUGGAAAUAGAACUUGAUUCACUACGGUCUCGUUUGAGUUCUGCUCUUCAGGAACUUGAUCGUUGUCAGGUAUCAAAAAGUGAUCUUGAACGAUUGCUUCAGCGAGAGAGGGAUGAAUGGCUCCGCUUAAAAGAUAAAUUGAACCACGAUGUAUGUACUGUACGAGAAAUAAACAGUGGCUUGUCUCAACAGUUAGCGAAAGCUGAAAGUAAAGCUAAUAGUCUAGAAAACGAGCUUCACCAUGCAACUCACGGUCUCCGGGAAAAGAACUUGCUGUUAGAUAGUAUUCAAAGAGACCUAAACCAGUCACAGUGUCAAGUAAAAGAACUUGAAAAUGCACAACAAGUCGCAAAGGAUCAAAUAAACAAAUAUGUAAUAAAACAGGAAUCUAUGCAAGAACGUUUAGCACAAGUCCAAAGUGAAAAUCUCUUACUUCGACAACAACUUGAAGAUUUUCAGAACAAGGGCAUUAUCAAAGAAAAAGCAGUGACUGAUGUUCAAGAUAAAUUCAGUGAUAUUUUUAAUAAGCUCAGAGCUGAUACUGAAAAGCAAGCUCAGAUAAUGGAAGAGAGAAAUAAAGAAUUAAUCACAAAAUGUAAUAAUUUAAAGGACCAAGUCAUUAAAUAUGAAUCUGACAAAAUAGACAGAGAGAGUACAAUAAGGCAAUUGCAGCAAGAGCUUGCAGAUUCCCUCAAAAAACAAUCCAUGACAGAAGCUUCAUUGGAAGUUUCAACACGUUAUCGUAUUGACUUGGAGGAGGAUAAACAGCAACUUCUGAAGGAAAUAGAAAGGAUGAAAUGUAAGUUGCAAGAUUCAGAAGCACAGACUAUCCAUUGUGAAAGAUCUACUCAUGAAUUAAAACAUGCUUUGGAUAUUAAGGAACUUGAAGCAAGUGCGGCAUCUCAGAAACUACAGGAUCUUCUGGUAGCAUCAUCAGAAACAAAUAAUACUAUAAAACAAUUAGAAGAGCAUAUACAGAGACUUGAAAUAGAAAAUGCCAGAUAUGAAGCUACAACGAACCAGCAAUGUAAUAGAAUUGAGAUACUUCAAAAAGACCUACAGGAUAGUGUUUCUGUUCAUAAUCGUCUUGAAGAAUUGAUAACCAGUUUACAGACAGCAAAAAUCAAUUUAGAGGAACAACUAAACCACCAGGCCCAGAAGGAAAAUAUGCUUUCAGUAACGGCACAUGAUGCUCAUCAGAAUUUGUGGGAAAAAGAACUGAAAUUGAAAUCAAAACUUGAGAUUCGCCUUUCUGAGCUUGAUAAGGAAAAGACAGAACUAAUAUCUCAGUUUGAGAAUGAAAAGAAAAAAAUAAAGAAGGUACUAGAAUUAAAGCGAUCAGUGGAAACGCGACUAGAUCAAGAAAUGAAAAGGAACAAUGAAUUACAAAAAGAAUAUAAUGGUAUAAAAAAAGUUCUAAAAAUAACCAAAAAGAAAUUAAAAGGUUAUGAGAGUGGAGAAAGUUCAUCUCAAGUCAGCUUACAUGGAGAAAUAAAGAAUAAAUAUUCAGAAAUCGACAAUGAAGUUGGAAAACUUAGAAAAAGGGUUGAUGAACUUUCUCGCCAUUUGGAGGUUAUGUCAACAAGAAGUACCCAGUUGGAAUCUACCAAUUGUGAACUGCGUGAACAAUUAGCAUCUAUGAAGAUAUUCCAUAAGAAUCAUGAAAAAUUAGAAAAAAGCAAAUUGCAAUUAGAAGAAGAGGUAGCUAAGCUCAAACGCCAAGUACAGAGUAACUUAAUAGAUCUCAGCCAAGUGGAACAAUACAAGAGAGAGAUCGAAGAACGAGCUAAACAAGAGAUAAGACAAAAACUGGAAGAAGUCAAUUUCUUUUUGCAGACACAGGCUGCUUCUCAAGAAACUUUGGAACAGAUAAGAGCUAAUAGUAAUGCUUCUUUGAGAAAUCAAUUGGAGAACAAAAUUAAAGAAUUAGAAUCAGAGUUGACCAAAUUUAAAAACAGCCAUCAAGAUAGCAUAUUACAAAAAGAAUCUACACAUACAGAAUUGGAAAAAUAUAAAGGAUUGUAUUCAGAAGAAAUAAAAAUACGGAAAUCUUUGGGGAGCAAAUUGGAUAGAGCUAAUGCGAAAUUAGCAGAAGCCAACACUCAACUCUAUUAUGAGCGUCACAAAAACAAGUCUUUACUUGCCAACAGCUUUAUAAGUGGAAACCUCUCUUCAAGUCCUAUCCUGGAAACAGUUCAGAUGGGAAAUCUUGGCAACAAUUUAGCAUUAAAUAAAUCUCUUAACCUUGGAGGAGGAUUCCUGAACACAAAUGGAACUGCAUUAGCCUCAAAAAACAGAAUGGAAGCUUACUUAGCAAAGAUGCGGAUGGAAUUAGAAAAAAGAAUCACAAAAGAACUGGACCAAGCUAAAGCUGAACUUGAUGCCGGAUCUGUUAGAGUCUCCCCUGUAGGAUCAAUUGAUGGAUCUUCAACAAAAUCAGAUAUAGACCAAGAUCAAGUUUCCAAGGCAAAACAGCAGUAUCUAGAUGUUUUAAAGAAAAACUAUAUGAUUUGAAUAAACUCUGCAAACUUGUAGAUAUGACUUGAUUACUUAACUUUUCAAUAGGAUGCAUAUUUGGCACAGUGCACUUGUUAUGUACAAAAAAUACUUAAUAGUCUUGUGGUCCCUAUUUUGUUUUUUUCACAACCCCCAUAUUUUUUCUUUAGUAAAUUCACACUAGCCUAUGACCUAUAAAACUGCCUUUGUUAAGUUUGUAUAUGUAUAUUUAAAAAGUCAUUCCUAGAUCUGCUCUUGUACUUUUAAUUAAUUUGCAUGUUGUCAGGUAAGUUACUGUUUUUCUGAUACAUUUACUUUAUGCCUUCAAAUGCAUUCCAUAUACAUGGCAUUUCUACUUCUGUUAAUCACUUUUACAUAGGUUCAGCAUUAGGCAUCCUAUACUGAUAUGCCAUUACAGCAGUAGUGCCAAGAGAAAUCUGAUCUGUAUUUUUAAGUAGUGCUAAAAAUGCACUGAUGAUUUGAUUAUAACAAAAUUUCAAGCAUUUUCUGUAUCUUGAACUAAUGGUUCAGGCUAUUGUUUAUUUUUUAAAGGUGGUGCCCUGGUGCUGUAAGGUAUCAGGUGCCAUUGAUAUAGCAUAUACUCUAGUGAUACAGUGUGUCCCAAGUUUACAAUUUCUGGAAAUUCUAUUAAUUUGAACAUUAGCACAUAGGAAGUUUACACACACCCCAAGAUGUAUCACAACUUUUAGCAGCUCCAUUCAUUAGAACAGUGAUGGCGAACCUAUGGCACGCGUGCCACAGAUGUCU